Molecule: messenger RNA, 1132 nt
Organism: Drosophila arizonae
Lineage: Eukaryota; Metazoa; Arthropoda; Insecta; Diptera; Drosophilidae
Source: RefSeq, a predicted model, not a curated record
UUCCUUUUCUAUUUCGCACACAGAGCGCCAUGUUGAAUCAACGCAAACUACAGGCCUACUUGCUGCUCUGCAUAGUGGCUAGCAACUGCCUGCUGCUCACCUUCGCCUUUCCCCAGCAGGAGCUCUACCAGCGACAGCUGGCCCAGUCCCAGUCCCAGUCCCAAUCGMGGUCGCCAGUCUAUCGGCCCGAGAGCAGCGGACGCAAGUAUGCCGUGAAGCCGAACGCCUCCAAGAAGGUGGCGCUGGAUGACAUCGAGGAUGAUAUCGAGGGCAAUCAGAUACAGGAAACCGUGAGCGGACCCGGUGGCUUCACCUGGUCCAACAUGCUGUCCACCGUGAUGACCAUGUUCUUCAAUGGAGCCGCCAAUUCGCCGACCAAGUCCGACGAUGUAGACAACUCAGUUGGCUUGGGCGGCAGCCCCUGGGCCAAUGUCAUCUCCAUGGGUCUGCGCAUCAUUAACACGCUCUUGGGCGGCGGCGCGCCCAGCGACGGCAUCGACAAGGUCGAUAACGGCGGUUCUCCCAUGCAGGGCAUCUUGGCGGCUGUGCUGUCGUCCGUGUUGGGCACCAGAGAUCCAGAUCAAGUCAACUCGAUGGCCAAGCAAGCUGGCGAGUUCAUACAGAUCGUUAUGAAUCUGCUGGACGCACUGAAGACCUCUUUCUCGCACCGCUCGCUCACCGCCCGCUCCCUGGGCAAACGUGACUCGGUGAGCGAUGCAGCCGUCGCUGGCAUUGCGCUCCUCAAGGGCUACGUUCGCACCUACCGCAACGCGGACGACAAGUGCAUGCAGCGCUACAUGUGCGAUGCCAAUACGGACUGCGUGCGUGAAAUCGGAGGCAGCAGCAUCUUCUGCCAACUGGGAUCCUAUGCCACCAGCUACAUGCUUGGUCGCAGCAGCAACACCAGCUUCGAGCACCUGUAUGAUGCUGGACGCAGAGGGCGUUCCGGCUUCGAUUGUCGCCAGCUGUAUCUGGAGUGCAAUGAGGUCUAAGGCGUGGCGAGUGCUGCGAAUUGAUGGCACAGUGACUGGACGACUUAAAGUAAAUUAAACUUAUUAAAUUAAAUUAAUUUAUGUGCUUACUUGAAACUAGGUCUUAGCUAUUUAUAUUAUUUAUUUAAAUUCUGUAUUUA